AUGACUGAUGGAUGGACUGACCAAAAGAGGAGGACUAUCAUAAACUUUUUAGUUAAUAGUCCUAUGGGUACUUUCUUUUUAAAAUCAAUUGAUGCAUCUAGCAUUUCAAAGACAACUGAUAAAGUUUUCAAAAUGAUGGAUGAUAUUGUUGAGGAAGUGGGGGAAGAAAAUGUUGUCCAAAUUGUAACAGACAAUGUUGCAAACUACAAGUUGGCUGACAAAUAUCAUUGCAUUGAUCUAAUAUUAGAGGAUUUUGAGAGCAAGAUACUUAUGCAUAAGGAGAUUAUUGCUUCGGAUAAAAAGAUCACAACUUACAUUUAUGCUAUGACUGGUCUUAUAACUUUGUUGCAUCAUUACACUGAAGGAGUCACAAACAAGGACUUUUGGAAGAAUUUGAGUAUUUGCCUUAAGGGUGCUUUUCCAUUACUUAAAGUCUUGCGUAUGGUGGAUUCUAACGAGAAGGAAGCCAUGAGCUAUAUCUAUGAAGCAAUGGAUCAUGCAAAAGAGGAAAUACAAACUAGCUGCAAUAAUAAGAGAAAAAUCUACCAACCUUUAUGGAAAAUCAUAGAUAGCAGAUGGGACAAACAAUUGCAUAGGCCUUUGCAUGUUGCAGGCUAUUAUCUUAAUACAAUGUUGCAUUACAAACCUAAUUUCAAAGAAGAUAAUGAAGUGAAGCAAGUAAUGCAUGCAUGUUUAGAAAGAAUGACGGGAGGAGACAUGAAUAUGGUGAAUAAAAUUGAUGGUCAACUUGAGGAUUUUAAGAGUAAAAAAGAAUUCUUUGGGAGUGAAAUAGCUCAACGUGGACUAAAAAACAAGACACCAACUCAAUGGUUGAAACCUUAUGGAGAUGCACACCCAGAGUUGCAAAACUUUGCUAUUUGUGUCUUGAGUUUGACACGCAGUUCUUUUGGAUGUGAGAGAAAUUGGAGUGUUCAUACGAAGAAAAGAAAUCGGUUGAAACAAAAUACUAUGAAUGAUCUUGUGUAUGCGAUGUAUAUUGUCGAGGAAGAAAAUGCAAGUGAUAAUCAUGUAAAUGUGGCUGAUUUAGAUGAAGAUUUAAUGCAAAGUACCAGUGCUAAAUCAACUGGACAUGUAGAUGAAUUUGAUGUCCUUAAAACUAUAGAAAGUGAUAAUGAAGAAGGAAAUGUAGAUGAAGGUGAUGAAGGAGAUGAUGAGGGUGAUGAUUAUGGUGGAGGAGAUAACGAGAUUAAUGAAGAUGAAAGAGUUGACAAUAUGGAGGAAAAUCCAAAUUAUCCGCGCCUUUGUGAUUUGUACUACCCUAUAUGA
Lathyrus oleraceus (garden pea) is the source of this 1287-nucleotide messenger RNA. RefSeq lists its product as uncharacterized. Gene Ontology annotation, molecular function: protein dimerization activity. The coding region runs from base 1 to 1287 and encodes 428 amino acids. Lineage: Eukaryota; Viridiplantae; Streptophyta; Magnoliopsida; Fabales; Fabaceae. The transcript has 6 exons. The record is from RefSeq and is a predicted model, not a curated record.